Molecule: messenger RNA, 4820 nt
Organism: Eublepharis macularius
Lineage: Eukaryota; Metazoa; Chordata; Lepidosauria; Squamata; Eublepharidae
Product: zinc finger protein OZF-like
Exons: 3
Coding region: 1-1659 (552 amino acids)
Biological process (GO): regulation of transcription by RNA polymerase II
Molecular function (GO): RNA polymerase II cis-regulatory region sequence-specific DNA binding; DNA-binding transcription factor activity, RNA polymerase II-specific
Source: RefSeq, a predicted model, not a curated record
AUGGAGUUCAGCGGGGCCUCUCCUCCUCCUCUGCGCCCUUUCCCUUGGCCGGAGGGAGGCUUUGGCUUCUGCGCGUCUGCAGGGGAGAGAUCCCCAGUGUCCUUUCAGGAGGUAGCCGUGUUCUUCACGGAGGAGGAAUGGGCUCUGCUGGAUCCAGGCCAAAGAAAACUCUACUGGGAAGUGAUGGAGGAAAAUUACAAUAAUGUAGCCUCUCUUGUUGCAGAUAGAAGAGAGAUGGCAAGUGAGAUGGAACCAGGAAGGGUGAUUAUAGAAAGAGAGGAAGAUCUACAUGUGGACGAGAAAUCUGGAGAUCAACUGGUACCAAAGAGACAAUGCCGAGGGAAAAUGGAAGCAAAGCAGAAGCAGAGGAAAGAAUUGGUUGCCUGUCAGAGCAGGAAGAUGCAGGAGGCCCCAAUCCAAGAUGAACGGCUGACGAGAAAGAGAAGGCAGAAGAGACUUAUCAUAGCGGAAAGGUCCACCAGCAAAUACAAUCUGAAAAAAUAUAAAAAAUAUGCAACCUGCCAGAAAAGAUUUAAAUGUUUUGAGCAUGGACAGAGCUUCCACUGGAGUAGUGAACUAACUGCACAUCAGAAGGCUCUCACAGGGGAGAAGCCAUAUAAAUGCUUCGAGUGUGGAAAGAGCUUUUCUCGCAAUGGCAACCUAAACGAACAUCAAAGGAUUCACACAGGGGAGAAGCCAUAUAAAUGCUUGGAGUGUGGAAAGAGAUUUUCUCGGAAUGGCCACCUAACUGAGCAUCAGAAGAUUCAUACUGGGGAGAAGUGGCAUAAAUGCUUGGAGUGUGGAAAGAGCUUUUCUCAGAAUGGCAGCCUAACUGCACAUCAAAGGAUUCACACAGGCGAGAAGCCAUAUAAAUGCUUGGAAUGUGGAAAGAGCUUCUUUGAGACUGGUGCCCUAACUAAACAUCAAAGGAUUCAUACAGGGGAGAAGCGGCAUAAAUGCUUGGAGUGUGGAAAGAGCUUUUCUCGGAAUGACAGUCUAACUGCACAUCAAAGGAUUCAUACAGGGGAGAAGCCAUAUAAAUGCUUGGAGUGUGGAAAGAGCUUUUCUCGGAAUGGCGGCCUAACUGUACAUCAAAGGAUUCACACAGGCGAGAAACCAUAUAAAUGCUUGGAGUGUGGAAACAGCUUCUUUCAGACUGGUGCCCUAACUGUACAUCAAAGGAUUCACACAGGCGAGAAGCCAUAUAAAUGCUUGGAGUGUGGAAAGAGCUUUUCUCGGAAUGGCAACCUAACUGUACAUCAAAGGAUUCACACAGGCGAGAAGCCAUAUAAAUGCUUGGAGUGUGGAAAGAGCUUCUUUGAGACUGGUGCCCUAACUAAACAUCAAAGGAUUCACACAGGCGAGAAGCCAUAUAAAUGCUUGGAAUGUGGAAAGAGCUUCUUUCAGACUGGUGCUCUAACUAAACAUCAAAGGAUUCAUACAGGGGAGAAGCGGCAUAAAUGCUUGGAGUGUGGAAAGAGCUUUUCUCGGAAUGAUAGUCUAACUGCACAUCAAAGGAUUCACACAGGGGAGAAGCCAUAUAAAUGCUUGGAGUGUGGAAAGAGCUUUUCUCGGAAUGGCAGCCUAACUGUACAUCAAAGGAUUCACACAGACGAGAAGCCAUAUAAAUGCUUGGGAGUGUGGAAACAGCUUCUUUGAGACUGGUGCCCUAACUAAACAUCAAAGGAUUCAUACAGGGUAGAAGCGGCAUAAAUGCUUGGAGUUUGGAAAGAGGUUUUCUCAAAAUGCCCACCUAACCGCAUCAAAGGAUUCACACAGGGGAAGAAAAAGGGAGUACCAAAUACAUCGAAUGAAGCUAAUAUUUCACUGAUCCCAAAAGAGGCGCAGGAUUUGACAGAUGUUAAAAAUUAUAGACCUAUAUCUUUGUUAAAUAAUGAUUAUAAGAUUUUUGCUAGAGUUCUGGUGGAAAGAUUGAAGAUAUUUUUGAUGGAUUUUAUUGGAAAAGAACAAGCCAGGUUUUUACCCAAUAGACAAAUAAGGGAUAAUCUGAGAGCUGUUAUGGAUACUAUAGAACAGUGAUGGCGAACCUUUUUGAGCCCAAGUGUCCAAACUGCAACACAAAACCAACUUAUUUAUUUCAAAGUGCCAACCAUUGCAAUUAAACCUGAAUACUGAGGUUUUAGUUUAGAAAAAACAACUCAUACUGUUGUCCAAACUAAUUAACAUCUCUCUCUUUCUCUCUCUGUCUCUCUUACUCACAGCCACAAACAAAAAUAGAGCAAGUUAAAUGAAAGCUGCUUACCUUUCUUUCCACCAGCAGUGACUUGCAAGCAUUCUCUCUCUCACUCAACUCUGGAGACACGAAUGGAAGUAAAGCAAGUUAAAUGAAAGCUGCUUGCCUUUCUUUGCACCAGCAGUGUCUUGCAAGCACUCUCUCUCUUACUCACUUAGGAGACACGAAUGGAAGUAAAGCAAGUUAAAUGAAAGCUGCUUGCCUUUCUUUGCACCAGCAGCGUCUUGCAAGCACUCUCUCUCUUACUCACUUAGGAGACACGAAUGGAAGUAAAGCAAGUUAAAUGAAAGCUCCUUGCCUUUCUUUGCACCAGCAGCGUCUAGCAAGCACUCUCUCUCUUACUCAUUUAGGUGACACGAAUGGAAGUAAAGCAAGUUAAAUAAAAGCUGCUUGCCUUUCUUUGCACCAGCAGCGUCUUGCAAGCACUCUCUCUCUUACUCACUUAGGAGACACGAUGCAAGUAAAGCAAGUUAAAUGAAAGCUGCUUGCCUUUCUUUCCACCAGCAGCGUCUUGCAAGCACUCUCUCUCUUACUCACUUAGGAGACACGAUGCAAGUAAGGCAAGUUAAAUGAAAGCUGCUUGCCCUCCUUUAGAAAGCCAGGCCCAGCCCCAGAGCUGCAGCCUCUGCUUUCUGCUGCUAAAGAGACUGGCAGCAGGGGGAGUCAGCAUCGAGGAAAAGGAAUCGCGUGGGCAGGGCCAAAACCCACGAGAUCACUUUUCAAUGCUAGGGGAACUCCAUUGCAGCAUGUUCCCGCUCCAAAUGAGCCCUGGACUUGGUGAUCCGGCAACAUGGUUCGCGUGCCCACAGAGGGCACGCGUGCCGUAGGUUCACCAUCACUGCUAUAGAAUAUUAUGACAAACAUCCUGAAAGAGAGGUAAGCUUUUUGUUUGCCGAUGCAGAGAAAGCUUUUGACAAUUUGAACUGGGACUUUAUGUUUUUAAUAAUGGAAAAGAUGAGUUUGGGGCAAGAAUUCACAGAAGCUUAUAAAGGCAAUUUAUCAAGACCAACAGUCGACAUUGUGUAUAAUGAUUUGACAGAAAAAUUUGAGGUAAGAAAAGGAACAUAUCAAGGAUAUCCACUUUCACCUUUGUUGUUUGUUAUGGUUCUAGAAAUAUUAAGACAGAUAAGAGAAGAUCAAAGUAUCAACGGUAUAAGACUUAAAGGAUUCUCUUAUAAAUUCAGAGCAUUUGCAGAUGACGUGAUGUUUAUUACUGAAGAUCCGGUUUAGACAUUACCGUUAUUACUGAACAAGAUCAAGGAAUUUGGAGAUCUGGCAGGUUUUUAUAUCAACAAAUGAAAAUCUAAAUUGCUCUGUAAAAUAUGAUGAAAGUGAAACAGGUUGAACUAAUGAAUUUAACAGUGUGAAAAGUGGUCCAAAAAACAAAAUACCUGGGAAUAGAAUUGACAAUGAAAAAUAUAGAUUUAUACAAGAAUAAUUAUGAAAACUUAUGGAAACGGAAAAAGAUUUGAUAAAAUGGAGCAAAUUGAAUCUGUCACUGUUGGGUCGUAUAUCAGUGGUGAAAAUGAAUGUAUUGCCAAGAGUGAUGUUUUUAUUACAAACAAUCCCAAUUGUAAAAGAGAAAAAGGAAUUUGUCAAGUGGCAAAGAAAACUAUUAAAUUUUGUGUGGGCGGGGAAAAAGCCAAGAGUUAAGAUGAAAGUGUUGUGUUAUGCAAAAGAAAGAGGGGGUUACAAUUACCAAACUUGAGACUAUAUCAUGAAGUGAUAUGUUUGACAUGGUUAAGAGACUGGGUAAACCUAUCCAAUCAUAAAUUGUUAACUUUGGAGGGCCAUAAUAAUCUUUUCGGGUGGCAUGCCUAUUUAUGGUAUGAUAACUAUAAAAUGGAUGGUAUGUUUCAACACCACUUUGUAUGGAGAAAUGUUUUUUCGGUUUGGCAAAAAUAUAAAAAAUAUGUAGAAGAUAAAAGACCAUUAUGGAUUGUUCCAGCAAAGGUGAUAAAACCACAUACAGAAUAUCAAGGUGAAGAUUGGAUAACGUAUAAGGACUUACUGUUGAUAGAAGGAGAUAUAGUUAAAAUGAAGACAGGAGAAAAUUUACCUUUUAAAUAUGGAUGGUGACAAUAUCGACAAAUUAAAGACUUAGUUGAAUCAGAUAAAAGGAAAGAUGGUUUUAGAACUAGAAAUUCAGAACUAGAAGAACUUCUGGUCGGAGAUGAAAUAAAGAUAAUUUCUAAACUGUACAAAUUGUUAUUGAAAUGGUAUACAGAAGAUGAAGUGAUUAAGACUCAAAUGGUGAAGUGGGCUUUAAAUUUUAACAAAGAGGUUACAAUGGAGGCAAUGGAUUACAAUGGGAAUACUUGUGGGAAAAUGCCAUGAAAAUAUCUACAUGUGUUAACUUAAAAGAAAAUGGAAUUAAUAUCAUGUACAGAUGGUAUUUAACACCGAAAAAACUAGCAAAUAUGAGCAAUGCUAUGUCAAACAAAUGUUGGAAAUGUAAACAAUUUGAAGGCCCUUUUUACCAUAUGUGGUGGACUUGUGAUAAGGCAAAGCAAUUUUGGUCUAAGAUGUACAUAGUGUCAGGUCCAGAAUGCUUUCUUGUAUGCCC